AUGAAGUUAUGGGACAUUCUAGCCACGUGUUUGUUGCUCUUGAGUGCCGUUUCUGCACGUCCGAUCUUCCACAAACAGCAGCCUUCCAAUUACCCGGACCAGUUUGAGAACGUCAUGGACUUCAUCGAAGCAACUAUUGGCCGAUUGCGGCGGUCGCCGGAGUUGGAUGUCGGCUCUCAAGCGAAGAGGGACAAGGGACGACAGAAAGGAGCAACAAACGGCGAGAGGGGCGGACGGGGACGAGGAGACAGAAAGAGAGGUCAAGGGCGUGGUUGCCUGCUUAAAGAGAUCCACCUCAACGUGACGGAUCUGGGGUUGGGUUACAGGACCAAAGAGGAAAUGAUAUUCCGCUACUGCAGCGGUCCCUGUUACGAUGCCGAAACGAACUACGACAAAAUCCUGAACAACCUGACCCACAACAAGAAGCUCGACAAAGACACGCCCUCUCGGACUUGCUGUCGGCCGAUCGCUUUCGACGAUGACAUUUCAUUCUUGGACGACAGUUUGGAGUACCACACGCUAAAGAAACAUUCCGCGAAAAAGUGCGCCUGCGUUUGACGUAGCAAGACGGACGAUUGGCUGCUCUGAAGACAGAAAGCGCUGGGGGGCGUUCAUGUUGCAUUCGCGUUGCAAGUGACACGUUGACGUCCGUGAGCUCCACGUGCAACCUGCGCUAGCCGAAACGGUUUAAACUGUUCAGUAUUCACUUUGUUACCAAACCCACAAGAUUUCCCCUAAACGUAUGGCUUGAAUUGGUCAUUAUUGCUAUAUAUGGCAACAAUAACGCUAAUAAAGAGUCAUUCAGAGAAACAAAACUGCUAAAGAAGACUCUGCUGCCGUCAGACGUGGUCACGUGACUCGCCCGCAGUGGAUUAUUACGUUUACACUGUCGAUGAACGCAACCCUGUGGACUGACCCCAGUGCUCCAAAUAUUACAUAUCCAGAAAGCUAUCUAUAUAUAUAUAGUGUAUAUGAAAAUGUAUUUAUUGAGAUUUAAGUUAUUGUUAUUUAUUGCAAUCCAUUGUAUAAGAGUGUUUGUUUGUUUUUUCUUAUUUAUUUAAGGAGGUUUGUGUUCUCCAUCUUGGAUGGUGCCAAAUUUGAGCACGUUCGCCCAAAAAUCAACAUUUUGUCACGUCAUCCAAAGUGGCUUUCUUGCUUCCGUGAAACAUACUGUAUAUAAGAUGUAGGACAGAAUGGAUGAGCUGUUUUCUGUACCAUGAAAGUGGAUUGGGAUUGACAUGUUUCAGCGUGUAAAAGGACAUGAAAGCACAAUAUAAGUAUUAGAAAAGUGAGUCUGAAGUUUGUGUGCUUGAAGAACAGACCCAAGUUUAAGUUAUUAUUCACUGAUCUUUCCGUAUGCCGUGGCUCUAGUAUAUAUUUUGCUCUUGUUCAAUUAAAAAAUGAUUCCUCACACUAAAGCUAUUGUAUGGUUUUGGAAGACGCGUGCAGAAUGAGCUAUUUUGUGAUCAUUUUAAUGGUGCUUUUUUGUCAUUUUUUUGGAGCCAAUUCCCUUUCAUUCUCAAACAGAAGCUCAGAGAUUCUGCCUUAGAUCUCCUUUUGUGUUUCAUAGAAUGACGAAAAUGAUAUUUUUGAGCGGUUAAACUGUUAUUUUAAAGAAAUAAUCUGGGUUUAAAAUAAGUAUGUGUGGCAUAAUGUUGAUCAUCACAAAAAUGUAUUUCGACUCGUUCCUCCUUUUCUUUAAAAUAAAAGCACAAAUCUGUUCCACUAAUAAUGGAAGUCAAUGGGGUUUAAUCUAUAAACGUUAAAAU
Xyrauchen texanus (razorback sucker) is the source of this 1769-nucleotide messenger RNA. RefSeq names its product glial cell line-derived neurotrophic factor-like. Gene Ontology annotation, molecular function: glial cell-derived neurotrophic factor receptor binding; growth factor activity; receptor tyrosine kinase binding. Lineage: Eukaryota; Metazoa; Chordata; Actinopteri; Cypriniformes; Catostomidae. The record is from RefSeq and is a predicted model, not a curated record. The transcript is spliced from 3 exons. Gene Ontology annotation, biological process: positive regulation of branching involved in ureteric bud morphogenesis; negative regulation of neuron apoptotic process; peripheral nervous system development. The coding region runs from base 1 to 558 and encodes 185 amino acids.